Molecule: messenger RNA, 1898 nt
Organism: Temnothorax curvispinosus
Lineage: Eukaryota; Metazoa; Arthropoda; Insecta; Hymenoptera; Formicidae
Exons: 4
Coding region: 1032-1748 (238 amino acids)
Source: RefSeq, a predicted model, not a curated record
CAACAAUAUGGGCGAUCAAUCAGAAAUCGCAGCUGCAAAUGAUGUUUUCGUAGAAAGGCCACGCCUUACUUCUGCAACUCAACUCGCACCGAAACGACAAUUUCUCUGGACGGUCAACAGAGCUCCGAAACAUCAGCACCAGCACAAAUGACAGUGCCAAUAUCGGAGUUACCAAGAGGAUUUUAUCUGUCAACUAUGAUAGUCAACGAGGGUAAUACCCAUUGCGUGGGUGAUGUGGAGGAUAGGCAAAACUGCUCGGCUGUGAUUCUUAAAUCGUAGAGUGUUGGAGAAUUGUUUGGCAAGAGUCUCUUGUUUUCACAUGCUCGAGCACUGGUGAAAAAUGGAGUAGAAUCACCACUGAUUGAGAAAUGUGUGAUUCUCCAUGCCGACAAAACGCUAAGUUACCACGUCUAUGGACACGUCGUCAAUCCCGCAGAAGGAAAGCUUGCGGAAAUCUUGGACAGCACCGGAGCAUUGCCGCAUAUUUUGACAAAUUUUGGAAAAUUGAACCUAUGCAGCGGAAUAUGCGCCAUUAGUGUUUAUCAUUCGCAAGCGGACUCAGUGUUCAGAGACGGUCUUGAGAGAUGGCACCAGAACGAUUGUUCGCUAAUCUAAAAAAAAGUGACAACUGCUCGAAACUGCGAAAAGUUUAAUUGCAGAAGGAGGCGCAAUUCAAGAAGAGCAAAUCGCUGAAUCGAGUUUUCAGCUCUUCAAACCCCGUAGAUAAGAAAAAAUGGAGGCAAUGCGACGAAAAAAUAGUGUCGAAAGACGCAAGAAGAAUCGAGCUAAAGCACGCGUAACAUUGCUGCUGCAAUCUUUGAACGAGACCAAAGAUGAAAUGUCGAAAAUAAGUGCUGAAAGUCUCGAGAGAAAGUUUUCCGAUUUAAAAGUUCCUGAUUUUCAAAAAACUGCACUCUGAGAGAUCGUUGAAGCCGCGACGAAGAAGGAUGCAAAAGGCCGACGCUACACAGAACAGUGGAUAAUAUUGUGCAUACUAAUGAAAAUCCGCUCGCCGGCAUAUUACCGAGUUUAUGCGGAAAAAUAACGUUCUGCCGCUACCUUGCACACGCACGAUUCGGGGCUAUUUUUCAUUGAUAAAUAUAAAGUGCGGUUUCGAUGAAAACUUCUGGCAGCUGCUGAAGAAACAUUUUGAGCGUAAAACUUCUUUGCAACGCCACGGUGUGAUUUUGUUGGACGAAAUCAAUCUAAUAAAAUCUGUGGCAGUGUGCUCGCGGAAUUUGACGUACGUUGGCUUGACAGAUUUCGGAAAUAAUGGGCCACAAUCGACGAGCAUCGACGAUCAAGCAACUCAUGGUUUGGUUUUCAUGUUCCAACCGCUUGCCGACACGUACACACAGCCCAUUGCUGUCUUCGCGUCAAAAAAUUCCGUUAAAGGAGAGGAAUUAGCAAAAUUAGUUGUUAAAGCUAUCAUCUACCUCGAAGAAACCGGAGUAAAAAUUCACGGGAUUAUUGCUGAUGGCGCGUCAACGAAUCAGAAAAUUUGUGCUAUAUUGGGUGUCACGAGCUCCAUCGACGAUACGAAAACAUGGUUUAGCCACCCUCUCGACAGCGACCAAAAAGUAUUCGUCUUCUCCGAUUCUCCUCAUCUGAUGAAGACUAUUCGAAAUCGGCUACACAAUACAAAACGACUGAGGGUCAGUUCCACAAGUGAUUACAUCGAGUGGAUAACUUGGAAAAAAUUAGACAAAAAUAUUUCUCAUGUAUUUUUUCCGAAGAUAUUAUUUUGACGCGUUUUUCACUUUUCUAUAAAUUUUUUGGCACCAUACGCCAAGCAGCGGGAUGCAAUGACCAUCCAAACUUUCCAACGUUCUUGCAACUGUACAAAUUGCUCUCGGUGUACAGCAUAAUCAAGCCGCCGAAGCAUGGGAAUUGCACAG